AUGCGGUCGGCGCGUGUUGGCGUAGUUGUCAAUGAGAAAGGAGAACAUGUCAUUCCGGCCAGCCGACGUCCCGAUGGUACAUGGAGAAAGGAAAUCAAGGUAAAGGCUGGGUACAUACCACUGGAUGAAGUGCCAACUUACCUUCCAAAGCCUGUGGAGCAGAUGCGCCAGAAACGUGAUGCGUUUGUUAUCCCUGGUCUGUCCAAAGAGGAUGCGGCUGCUAUAACCCGACAAAGGAGGGCUGCAGGCGAGGUAGCUUCAAAUAGCCGGGAUCCGAAGUCUUCUAAGAAUAAGAAAUUGAAAGCAAAAACUAAUUCUGCUGGAGCUGGUAAGACCCAGUUGGGAGAGCAGGAAAAAUGGGAAGUAGCGGAAUCACCUUCGGUAGUAGAAGAAAAGCUCAUUGCGAAAUUAGGGAAGGCUCGAAAUGAGACUAAUGGAGAAGAUGAAAGUGAGGUGGUGAAACGCCAUCGGCUAAGAGUGGAAAGGAAGCGAUUGCGACAGAUCGCCCAAUUAGCCGAAAAAUCCGCAGAGGGUCAUAUACUGAAUCCUGAUCAGCAAGACAAACUGGCUCGUCGCGCCGAGGUUGAGGCCCUUGUUGCUGAAUUGGAGGCUUCCUGUUCCCUCUCUCCUAACUGA
Echinococcus granulosus is the source of this 636-nucleotide messenger RNA. Its product is annotated as Partner of Y14 and mago. NCBI's taxonomy places the organism in Eukaryota, Metazoa, Platyhelminthes, Cestoda, Cyclophyllidea, Taeniidae. The transcript has 4 exons. Gene Ontology annotation, biological process: exon-exon junction complex disassembly. The coding region runs from base 1 to 636 and encodes 211 amino acids. Gene Ontology annotation, cellular component: cytoplasm; exon-exon junction complex. Gene Ontology annotation, molecular function: RNA binding. The record is from RefSeq and is a predicted model, not a curated record.